This is a messenger RNA of Clupea harengus (Atlantic herring), 2237 nucleotides long. RefSeq names its product ring finger protein 14 (gene rnf14). Lineage: Eukaryota; Metazoa; Chordata; Actinopteri; Clupeiformes; Clupeidae. The record is from RefSeq and is a predicted model, not a curated record. Gene Ontology annotation, biological process: protein ubiquitination. Gene Ontology annotation, molecular function: ubiquitin-protein transferase activity; zinc ion binding; protein binding.
GAAUUCUGUCUUUUACCCAAGGUCUAAUCCCAGGCUACGGCCUUCACCUUAAUAAUGUGUAUAAUGGUUGAAUACCCUGAGUACUAAAUGAUUUAGGCUAGUAUAUUGAGUGGAACUGCCCUGGCCAAUCAAGACCAGCUGACAACCCUCAAUUAAUCAUGCCUUACCUGCAGCCCUGACCUUUUUUAUGGCACUUGGCAUAAAUUGAUACACCAACAAUAAGUCUGUUUUUAUCACAAAUGCGAUAGCAGGCACCAGGUGCCCAUCGUUGAAACAAAACCUAGUCUGCCACACAACCUCAACAGCUAUGAGUAUCACUUUAAAAUUAUAACAUUAAGCUUUGGACUAGCUGCAACCACACCCUUAACAAUGUUCUAUAUCCUUUUCAUUUAUCUCUGGUCUGUUUUGAGCUGCACACCAAACAUUGUUUUUAGGUCUUUAGGUCUUUUGUUUAAAGGUGGGCUUUUGCAUGACUAGGCUGUUUGUGCACUUGGAUGUUAUGUGCACCCGGGGGCCUGUACUACAGCUGUCGUCUCUCUGCAAGCGCUUGGACGAGUUGUGGGAGGAGAACGAAGGCUGCGUAGUCCUCUUCACCUGGAUCCAGUUCCUGAAGGAGGAGGCAAUGGGCUACCUGGAAAUUCAGUCCCCUCUUCUGGUGUCCACGCACAGCAAGUCUCAACACGAGAGCAAGUCCAAAGGGUCAAGCACGAACCAGGAAGUUGUUACACAAGAAGAAGACGACGACCCAGACACCCCUCUUGACCCCCGAGCUAUUCUGGAUCUGGAUCCUGAGCAUGACCUUGCCGUCCAGCUGCUUGACUUCAAUGAGGAGCAGUGGCAGAAGGUUUUCAAUGGGAAGAUGUUGAACUGUGGCAUUUGCUUCACGGAGAAACUGGGUUCCGAUUGUCUAUAUUUCAAGGUUUGCAACCACGUCUACUGUAACGACUGUAUGGCCGAGUACUUCACCAUUCAGAUUCGAGACGGAAAUGUCCAGUGCCUUUCCUGCCCUGAACCCAAAUGUACCUCUGUAGCUACACCUGAACAGGUUAAAAAGCUGGUCGGAGAGGCUGAAUUUGCCCGCUAUGACCGCCUCCUCUUGCAGUCCACCCUCGACGGCAUGCCAGAUGUUGUGUACUGCCCUCGCACGGUGUGCCGUACAGCUGUGAUGCUGGAGCCGGAGACCAAGUUGGCCAUCUGCCCAGCCUGCAAGUUCGCCUUCUGCCACGUGUGCAAUAGGGGCUACCAUGGCGUGUCUGCCUGCAAAGCUAAGAUCGAGGAUCUUUUGGCCUUGCGUGAUGAAUACCUCAGUGCCAGCCCCGAUGGGAAGGCGUUUAUGGAACAACGCUACGGGAAGCAUGUGAUUCAGAGGAUAGUCGAAGAGUCCUACAGCACAGAGUGGCUGAAGGAGCACUGUAAAGGCUGCCCUUUCUGUGGGACAAACAUACAGAAGGUCGAUGGCUGCAACAAGAUGACAUGCAGCAGCUGCAAGCAAUACUUCUGCUGGAUCUGUCUAAAUAUGCUCCCCAAGGCCGACCCCUAUGGCCACUUCAGCAACCGCUCCUCGCCCUGUUUCAACCAGCUGUUCCAAGGAAUGGAUGUGGAUGACGCACAAGAUGAAGGCUUUUGGAUCGAUGAAGAUGAGAUCUAGGAUCCCUCACACUCACUUUUUAGUGGAUACACUACCUGCACUUUAUGACAGUGUGCCAGAGUCGGGUUUUACAAAGCUAGCCAAACGAAUAGUUCUCACUGAGUUGAACAAGAAAAGACUUUGAGUACAAGCCAGGCUCGCUUUAGCUAACUUUGUGAGACUCUGCCCUGUUAAAUUCUGGUGUGUUUCCAGAUCAUGUUGCUGCUCCUCACUCUCCUGGCAGUGGUUGAAAAAGCAUGGAUGCUAAAAUACCUUUGUUGAAGUUCACAAAUGAGCUUUUUUCCAGUUUAAAAAAAGAGGUUAAAGUGGAAUGUGAAUGAAGAAUACAUUGUUGUACCCAUUGCAGUUCAGAUUGCAAGUGGCAUGAUAUGUUCAAAACACACAAUCAAUGUUUCAGAUAAUAUUCAUCAUAUCUCCAAAAUGUUAGCUUUGAAAGAGUGUCCUAAGAUAAACAGUCAAGGAAAUUAUGAUUUUUACAUACAUGCAUAAUUGCUUCAUGAAUUAUCAUUUUAAGGAAUUAUAUGCAAAUAUAUGUUUCUGUAUUUUCAGGGUUUUUGUGCUUAAGUAAAUACGAAUUAUAUGUUAUCAA